This is a messenger RNA of Poecile atricapillus (Black-capped chickadee), 2308 nucleotides long. RefSeq names its product extracellular matrix organizing protein FRAS1-like. The transcript has 8 exons. NCBI's taxonomy places the organism in Eukaryota, Metazoa, Chordata, Aves, Passeriformes, Paridae. The record is from RefSeq and is a predicted model, not a curated record. Bases 1411 to 2037 code for a protein of 208 amino acids.
UAUCUUGGGCUGAUUUACAGGUAAAAUUUUACUACAAAAAUUAGAGCAAAAGGGUGAAAACAACAUGCAUUCAUGCAAAUAACGGGAUUUCGUUUGUUUUUUGUUGAACUGUCUCUGGUAGAUCACUUUCUCUCCAAGUCUUUCUAAGUUCUUUUGUUUGAACUGUCACUGUUCGUGCUACAGCAGCGAUAGAAGCGGUGACUGCGCAUGCGCGGAUGACGUCAGCGCCGCAGGGCAGCAUGGGGGCGCGGUGUGAGGCAGCGCGAGUUCCGAAUGGGCCCGCGCCGCACCGCUGGGGACGGCGUCGCUGGACGGCGGCGGCGGCGGGACCGGCGACUGCAGAACUGCCGGGAAAGCGGAGCCCGCGGGGCGCCGAGGCGGCGCGGGCGGCACGGAGCGGGUAUAGAGGAGCGGAGCGUGCCGGAACUGGGUUACUGUCCUGGGAAAGUCUUUAGAAAACCGUGUCAGCAAGCUCAGAAGCAGAGUUUUCAGGGCGACAUACACCCACUAAAGAUUUUACGUACAGUGUUGCAUUUGAGGCUCUACAAGCUUUACAAGUUCUUUCCUUGCUUCUUAACCUUUGGGAUUUCUGUCAGCAGAAGGACAUUGUUUUAUCAGCAGGAUUCUCCUUUAGCUGGCUAGGCUAUUGUUCUUUGGUCAUAUAGUAACCAGUACUCUGUAUCUUAUGACUCAAAGCAGACUUUCAUUUCUACUUUGAUUCUAGCCUUCUUUCUUCACAAUCUUCUGCCAAACAAUCACAUUCAUAAGGUUUCCCUGUUUCACCCUCCCCAACAGGCAGUGAGUUGUGCUGCGCUCUGAUAAUUCCAUACUCAACCUGUUCCUCAUUUCUUAAAGGUUCACUUCAGCCUUGAAUCAGCAGGUCCCUAGGUUUGAUUUUUUAGGAUGCCAUUCCUGUAAGAUUUUCCCCUGUGAAGACCUGAGUAUGUCCAGUUUGACCCCCAGGAUAAUGAAGGGAGAGGAGCUCCCGUUGAUUCAAGAGUGAAGCAAAGCCUCCAUUCUUGGCCUGGGGCUGUUUCAAAUGGGGAGGGAUCAGUGUCCUGACUUCUCUCUCUCAGAGGCAGGGUUCCUGGACGAGGUGACCCAGGACAGCUUCGUGCUGGGCCCGGGCUACGACCGCCCCUACCAGCUGGACCCUGCGGUGAGGGAGCCCAAGAGCAUCCAGCUGUACCAGCACCUCAGCCUCAAGAGCUGCAUCUGGACCUUCGACGCUUAUUACGACAUGACUGAGUUAAUUGAUGUCUGUGGGGGCUCUGUCACCGCUGACUUCCAGGGAUCCAGACGGACAGCGUGCUCUUGGCCCGCCUGCAGAUAAUCCCCAUCUACACCCGCGAGGACGGACGGCUGGUCAUCGAGUUCAAGACGCAGGCCAAGUUCAGAGCGCUGUUUGUCAUGGAGCACCACAGCCUGCCAGAGGUCAGGUCCUCUUUGAGAACUCCAGAGCACCUGGGAGGCAUCGAAUUUGACCUGCAGCUGCUGUGGAGUGCUCAGACUUUUGAUUCUCCCUACCAGCUCUGGAGAGCAACCAGCUCCUACAACAGGAAGGAUUACUCUGGAGAAUACACCAUGUUCCUGAUCCCCUGCACGGUGCAGCCCACGCAGCUGUGGGCAGAGCCUGGAGCCAAGCCCCUGCCCUGCACGGCUCACGCUCCGGAGCGGUUUUUGAUCCUGAUCACCUUCCAGCAGACAAGCCACCCAGUUCCAGUUGUUUACUCCCUGAACACAGAGUUUCAGAUCUGUAACGACGAGAAGGUUUUUCUAAUGGACCCCACCAAAUCUGAAAGGUCAGAUCCUGUACGGGCGCGUGCUCUGGCACCCGGAACAAAACCUCAACGCCGCUUACAAGCUGCAGCUGGAGAAGGUCAACCUGUGCACAGGCAGGGGUGGCUACGUGCCCUUCUUCAACCCCACGGGUACUGUCUACAACGAGGGGCCCCAGUACGGCUGCAUCCAGCCCAACAAGUACCUGAAACACCGAUUCCUCCUGCUGGGCCGAAACCAGCCAGAAGUGAGGGAUAAGUAUUUCCACGAUGUGCCUUUUGACGCCCGCUUUGCUUCCCAGCUGUCCGAGUUCCACUCGGUGAGCAGCAUGCCCGGAGUUGAUGGAUUUACUCUCAAGGUGGAUGCUCUCUACAAGGUAUGUAGUACCCAGUGCUUUUGGUAGCCCAAAAUGGACUUCUCUGUCCAGGACCUCCCAAACACUUGGUGAAUUGUAGACUCUGGGCCUUCAGAAUUCACCUCUGAGACAAGAAAUGAAGAUUAGGAUGUUAGUCCCGUAAUUUCAUUUUUU